This is a messenger RNA of Drosophila albomicans, 1095 nucleotides long. RefSeq names its product gamma-soluble NSF attachment protein-like. The record is from RefSeq and is a predicted model, not a curated record. Bases 46 to 963 code for a protein of 305 amino acids. The transcript has a single exon. Gene Ontology annotation, cellular component: vacuolar membrane; SNARE complex. Gene Ontology annotation, biological process: intracellular protein transport. Gene Ontology annotation, molecular function: soluble NSF attachment protein activity; syntaxin binding. Lineage: Eukaryota; Metazoa; Arthropoda; Insecta; Diptera; Drosophilidae.
GCCACAUUGCACACAUAAACAACAAUUGAUUUUUCGCCAGCAAAAAUGUCUCUCGCUGCGAAAAAAGUUGCUGAGGGCGAGGAACUUGUACGCACCGCGGAGAAAAGCCUAAAAACAUCACUAUUAAAAUGGGUGCCAGACUACGACAGUGCAGCGGAUGAGUACUCCAAGGCGGCAACUGCGUUUCGGAUAGCAAAGUCAUUUGACAAGAGCAAGGAAUGUUUUCUCAAAGCAAUCGAGUGCUACAAGAAUAACAAAUCGUGGUUCCAUGCGGCCAAGUCAUACGAGCAGAUCAUCUUGUUGUGCAAGGAAACGGAUAAAUUAAAUGACGUGGAAGAAUAUGCCAACAAGGCAUGCAGUCUGUAUCAGCAGCAUGGUUCACCUGAGGCAGCUGCCUCAGCAUUGGACAAGGCAGCCAAAUUGGCCGAAUCAAAGAAUCCGGAAAUGGCUCUGCGUUUCUAUCAGCAUGCAGUAGAGGUCAUACUUAUUGAGGAUUCGACACGGCAAGCUGCCGAGUUCUCUUCAAAGGUAUCCCGAUUGUUGGUAAAGCUCAAGCGUUACGAAGAGGCAACAAAUGCGCUGAAAAAGGAAAUCGGUUUGAAUCAGCAAACCGAAUCGUAUGGACAAAUUGGACGGUUAGUUGUAGCGCUUGUGCUCGUCCAAUUGGCGCGCGGUGACUCUGUGGAGGCGGAAAAAUCUUUCAAGGAAUGGGGCAAUUGCUGUGAGCCCGAGGAGGUGUCAACACUGCAAACACUGCUGCAAGCAUUUGAUGAUGAGGAUCCCGAACUUGCUGCCAGAAUGUUGGCAUCGCCGUUCAUUCGACACAUGGACGUUGAAUACGCCAUUCUCUCGAAGAACAUUCCAUUGCCCAAAGGCUUAGAGAUUGAGAAGAAAGCCGAUGUCGAGACUAGCGGUGGUACCGCAAGACAGGAGGAAGAGGACGAGGGCGAGGGUUUGUGUUGAAAUGCCGUCUCAAAUUGUUAUUUAACUACUCUAAUCUAAUCACAUAAUUAAUCAAUUAAUGCAAUUUACAAUGUAAUUGUUAAUAUAAUAUAUACUUAAUAAAAUGCUGUUUAUUGUCUUCACCUUACACAA